AUGUCCGUGAUGCUCGAAGGUCUCAGCCUAGACCGUGCCAACAGCCCGGAUAUCGACGGUCUGUGCCAGGACGAUGAAGUUGAAGGCGAUGAGGUCUUCGUGCUGCGCCAGAGAGCGCAAGCAUUAUCCGACGUGACAAGCUCCCAGCUCUGCAGACAUCGGCCCGUUUUGGUCGUCCAACGAGCACACGUUAUUGCAUCCCGGAUGAGCCACAGGGAUCGAAAUCCUUACAUAUCAGAUCCGUCUCGCCGAUUCAUCGAACGCGAGAAGCCUGCCAAAUCCUCUGGAUACACAGAUAUUGGCAUCUUUCGAGAUUACAGCUACGACACGCCGUCAGCGAAGACGAGCCACUUGUUGGAAGGCCUGGUCUGUUACAAGGAGACGACCCUGCUGUCGAAGGCUACCUCAGGCGGCCUUGCGCUGGUCAGUCUGCUGGAAUCUCCUCCUCCAGCCACUGAGCUCACUGUUUCCCAUGCCAUAUGUCUGCGGCAUUCAGUGCUGGCGCAGAUGGGAGGCAACGCGGUCAUCUUCCAACACAUGUCGGUGAACCGGUCUGACAUCUCACACUAUCUCCUCCACCUCGUCACCAUCUGGGGCAACAUGACGGGAUCCAUGCAGCCAGGACAUGCUCCGAUCUCGAGAGUCAACCAGGUGAGGGACAGCGGUAAGGGCCAUCAGGUGCUCUCCACUUCCAGCAGCAAGCUUCAACCGAUCCGUGGGACACGAGCUACUCGUUCGACCGAUGCAGCCGGCUCCGAAGGUCUUCCCAUCGGCGUGAGUGAUGACGAGGAUGACGACCCUCCCACCAAGAGACAACGCACCACGCGAUCUGCAUACAGCAAGCCCUCGCUCUCUUCCACAGCACAGCAAGACAGUGCCAACAACGAGGACAUUGACCCAUCGAUCCAGCACACGGAUAUUGGCGGUUCGUGCCAUGACGAUGAGACUGAAGAUGACGAGGUCGAAACUGUUCACGAGAAGCGUGUCGUCCGUCCCGCACACAAGCCGAAGCAUCUCUCCCACGACCUGCUCUCGACAAACGACACCCAUGACACUGCCACCGUAGCUGAUGAUGACGGAUCAGAAGAAGAUCGUGAGAACGAAGCAGGCGAACCGGAUGUCUCGCCUUCAAUAUCAACCAGCCAUGGUAUCGAAGACGAAGACGCUCUGAUCAUCUCCAUCGAAAAUUCAGAAGACUUUUAG
Zymoseptoria tritici IPO323 is the source of this 1203-nucleotide messenger RNA. RefSeq lists its product as uncharacterized. The transcript has 6 exons. Lineage: Eukaryota; Fungi; Ascomycota; Dothideomycetes; Mycosphaerellales; Mycosphaerellaceae. The coding region runs from base 1 to 1203 and encodes 400 amino acids. The record is from RefSeq and is a predicted model, not a curated record.